This is a messenger RNA of Rhopilema esculentum, 1903 nucleotides long. RefSeq names its product transmembrane protein 272. The record is from RefSeq and is a predicted model, not a curated record. Lineage: Eukaryota; Metazoa; Cnidaria; Scyphozoa; Rhizostomeae; Rhizostomatidae.
UCAUGACGUCAUUAGAUAAAUUUUCAAGACGUUGCUGUUGCUGUGUACAAUCAGAAAAGCAGGGUUCUUUGUCGUGUUUACAUUGUCAACAAAACAGCAAUGAAGGUAGUUUUCAAGUGAUAGAGACGUCUUGUUAAAAAUAUGCAGCAAUCAUUUAACACAGCAGGGACCAUCCAAAAUGCAAACACAGAUGAAGAGGAACCACCUCCUAGCUAUGACUCUGUGGUGGCGUCGGCUGGAACAGGGGAGCCACCCCCAUCAUAUCAAAGUAUUUUUGGAGAAAUGCAAAGGACAAGAAAGGAAUCAAAUGGUUUUUUAGACUUUCUGAAAAAUUUGGCAAUUCUUCUUUUUAGUACCUUGGGAUGCAUAAUUGGUCUUGCCGUCUUGGUUUCAAUUCCAAUAACCUGCAUUGUCUUGGGUGUACAGUUCAGGUAUGAGUGUCCAAUUCAGCCAAAGAUCCCGUUGUUCUUGAUUGUUUUUGGAGCUUUUGGGGUUUUGCGAAACUUGAGCAUGAUCUUCAACAGUGGAAAGAAAAGAUUUACAGAUGAGCAGGAAAACCAAGAAAGGGAAGAUGCAAAAAAAUCCUCUUUUGAAGGCUUAAUUGACUGUUUUUUGAUCGCAUGGUUUAUCUGCGGAAAUGUUUGGGUUUACCGAAACUAUAAACCAGACUACAAUAACGUGAACAGUGACAAAUAUUGUCACCCAACCCUUUAUCUAUUCGCUUUUUGGCUAAACACAGCAAUUUACAUUGUCAUCGGCACUUCUUGUUGCUGCUUUUGCUGUGUCGCUUGUUUGGUGGCUAUGUUCGACGAAAGCUAAAUCCAAGGAGAAAUAGCCUGCUCACAGUUUGAAAUCAUCGCAUCAAAAUACACGAAGAUGAUUCUGUUAAUCAAGAGCGUUAAUCGUUUGUUUAAUAGCUAAAAUUUUUAUUAUUUCUUGUUAAAAAACUCAAAUUAUAAAACUCAAAAGGAUAGAAAUUCAAAGCUGUAACUAGAUACUUGUCUAGUAAAACAGAAGUUAGAUGACCUAAUUAAUGAACUUUUAGAUAAGAAUUUUUCAAGAUCCGUGGCAAAUAUUGCCUUUACCUUUUUUCUAAAGCAUUAGCGUUAACGACUAGAAUAUGCAUAUUUGCUUGAAAGAGAACAGAAAAAGAACAGAGAGGAAGAGUGCACACCUUAUCUUUCGAGUCGUGUCUCUUUCCCUCUCCGUAUCAUACGACGUAACGUUUAAUAUUGAUAUCUACAUUUAGUUGUGUAUUUCAAUUUUUAUGUCAAGGGGCAGAAUUUCCAAAACUGAGGCUGAGCUACUGUAAAAUGUAGUUUUGAACAUCGUUUUAUCUCAAAAACGAGGAUUUCUAGCCAUGUGUGGGUGCUUUUCGGAGAAUAUUCAAACUUGGCGACAAUGAAGGUCGUCUCACUCACUUUUUUGGCAAAUGAGGCCUAAACACCUCCCUAGAGCGAAAAAGCUAGCAAUCGCACUGCUUACACCCUAUUAAUUUGAGCCUCAAAUUUAAAUAACAAAUUAAGAAAAAUCUAGCCUCAGAUUUUCGAAAAAAUUAAGAACAGUCAGCCUGAACUUAAAUUUAUUGGUUCUUAUUUAAAAAAAAGAGACGAAAUUCGGUUUUUGUUUCUAAAAGUAUUUUUCUUUAUUCUAAAGAAGUUUCAUGUCUAAAAAAUUCCAUCAUGGCGUUGCGAACUCUGAGAUGCUCAAUUUAACAAAAUUUCCGCCCCUGCUUUCUGAUCACACCGUUUGUGGCUCCAGCUAAGUUUAUGCCCGUAGAAUGCAAUAUCCACAUUCAAAUAUAGAUGUUAAUUAAUAGAUGAAGUGUAAAAGACGUAUUAUAUACUUUCCUUUGCAAUUUAAUAGAGUUUAAAAGAGAGUAAAUCUUAUAGUCUGUCUUUGA